AUGCCGGGCACUCCAUCGGCCAGGGGCUGUGACGCCUGCAGAAGACAGAAGAAAAAGUGCGAUCAACUCCAGCCAGCCUGCGGGCGAUGCCACCGUCUGCGAAUACAGUGCACCGGUCGUGGCGCGGUGCAGUACCGCUUCAGAAACCAGUUUGUGGACGAAUCGUCCAAGCCAAGAAAAGUUUCAGAAAACCAGCAGCCACCGGCUCGCUCUACUUCUCCUCGGGACGUCGCUCGCCAGCAGCAACUUAAAAAUAGGCCGCUGUUGCCUCUCGUCAAGUCCCCGACAAACGAAGCGACCUAUUCCGUGUCUGGGUUCGUCUCCGUUUUGGAAAUCACAGAUCCGCGGUACGACGUCUUCAGCAUGAGCCACUGGCUGGGAGAUCUGCCGAGGCGGUUCGGGUCCAACAGGGCUCUCGACGCCGCCAUGCAAGGCGUCAUUGCAGCGUUUCCAUGCCUCUACUCUAAAACAGUCACGCAGCGGGCCGUGGAUGCCUACGAGGAGGCGCUCAAGUAUAUCAGGCUAUCUCUCCAUGAUGCGCGCACCAAUGUCGACACGGAAUGCAUGUGCGCGCUGUUCUUGCUUCAUAUCAUCUAUGACUGGAUCGGCAAAGGAAACGAUGCGGACGGCAUAUUCGACUUGGGGAUAUCGUACAUCCUAAAAAGCACGAGACGUGGCACCGCCUUGAAUGAAUUCGAAAGGACGGUGCGCCGGACCUUGUCGGUUUGCAUCAUUCUAGAGAGCUUUCACCGCCACAUUGACCUCGACAGCCUCAUCGGUACCCUGGCCAUCGCAGAAGGCCCCAGGCCAUACACCCGCGCCGACGGCAAAGCCUACAACAGCCUGUCCAUAGCGAGCCUGGCGAAGCUCCCCACGCUCCUCCGAGAACCGCGACGGCAUCUGGAGCACAUCAAGCAAGACUACCGCAUCCUUCAGAUUGAGGUCACACUGCUUCGAAAGCAGCUCCUUGAGCUCCGCGACUAUGCCAUCUCGCAGAUGCUCAUGGGCCAGCUACCGCCGCCCGCCCUCAACCGGUUGAUCAGCAGCGUUCGGGCUGGCUACGCGCUGGCUCUCUCCAUCCAGAUCGAUUUUGGGUCCAUCAUGCAGACGUACGAGCCCGACUUGGAUUUUCAGACAGAACUCGACGGGCUGUGCAGCCAGGCGCUGGACCUGGCAGCGCUGGUGGAGAAUUGUCGUCCGAUUGGAAGCGGCGUCGCGCGGUUGCCCAUGGUCGCGGCCUGGCAGACCACCACGGACCCGAUUCAAAAGGCGCUGCUUGGUGAAGCGAUGGAGAUGCUGCGAAGAGACGCGCCGGAGAGUCUAGACUGGGUGACCAUUACUCCCAACGUAUUGCACCUGUCCAGAGCACAAGCAUUGCAGUGA
This is a messenger RNA of Akanthomyces muscarius, 1383 nucleotides long. RefSeq lists its product as uncharacterized. The record is from RefSeq and is a predicted model, not a curated record. Gene Ontology annotation, biological process: regulation of DNA-templated transcription. Gene Ontology annotation, molecular function: zinc ion binding; DNA-binding transcription factor activity, RNA polymerase II-specific. The transcript is spliced from 3 exons. Bases 1 to 1383 code for a protein of 460 amino acids. NCBI's taxonomy places the organism in Eukaryota, Fungi, Ascomycota, Sordariomycetes, Hypocreales, Cordycipitaceae.